This is a messenger RNA of Paraglomus brasilianum, 1275 nucleotides long. The record is from the annotation of a GenBank genome assembly. Lineage: Eukaryota; Fungi; Glomeromycota; Glomeromycetes; Paraglomerales; Paraglomeraceae.
AUGAAGAAAAACCUUUUAAUCUUUAGUACAUUAAUAAAAGUACUUCUCUUUCCCGCAUAUCACUCAACAGACUUUGAAGUACACAGAAACUGGCUUGCCAUUACUCAUAGUUUGCCAGUUGAACAAUGGUAUCAUGAAAAUACUAGUGAAUGGACGCUCGAUUAUCCCCCAUUUUUUGCAUGGUUUGAAUGGGCUCUUUCUCAGUUUGCACCAAUAGCUGAUAAUGAGAUGCUCAAAGUGACAAAUCUAGAUUAUGCAAGCAAUGAAACGAUCUAUUACCAACGGACAACAGUUAUUGCGAGCGAGUUGGUCUUAUUCUAUGCUCUCCUCAAAUACUUGUCUGUCAAGAAUGAUACAAUCCAUAAAAUUGUUGUUCUUUCAAUCUUUCUGAAUCCGGGAUUCUUUAUCGUGGAUCAUAUACAUUUUCAAUAUAACGGUUUCUUGUUCGGCAUACUUAUCCUGUCAAUAGUGUUAAUACAUCAGAAAAAUGAUCUGGCAUCAGGCAUCGUAUUUGCAAUGCUUCUUAACUUUAAACACAUAUAUUUAUACCUUGCACCAGCUUACUUUGUAUAUUUGCUGAGAGCUUAUUGUUUUGAGAAGGUAACAAACGAUUGUUCAAAAUUCUCCCUCGCAAGGUUUGCAACAUUAGGUGCAUCAGUUGCUGGAGUGUUUGCCAUAUCAUUUGGUCCAUUCUUGCUAUUGGACCCUAUUGGACAGCUUUCCCAAAUACUUUCACGACUUUUUCCAUUUACAAGAGGACUUUGUCAUGCAUACUGGGCACCUAAUUUCUGGGCACUGUAUUCGUUUAUGGAUCGCGUUUUAAUUUUUUGUGCCAAAAGAUUAGGAGUGCACUUGAAUGAAGAAGCAGUAUCAUCUGUAACACGAGGACUCGUUGGGGAUACAAAUUUUGCUAUCUUACCAAACAUUUCACCAAGGAUUACUUUUUUUACUACAAUCGCGUUUCAGAUUCCUUCUUUAGUAAGAUUAUGGAAACAACCCAAUUACGAGAACUUUUUAGUAUCACUGAUACUUUGUGGAUUUGCAUCAUUUCUUUUUGGAUGGCAUGUUCAUGAAAAAGCAAUUUUGCUGGUAUUGAUACCAUUCAGCCUGAUUGUGGGAAAUAGAAAAGAGUAUUUUGAUAUCUUUUUGAUUUUGUCAGUUGCAGGAUUAUACUCUCUAUUUCCGCUACUAUUUCAUUGGCAAGAAUCUGUAAUCAAGCUACUCUUAUAUAUUAUCUGGUUGUUCUUUGUCGGCUUUGGAUUAUCUAGCGAGUAA